AUUAUCCUAUUCAACACUAAUUACCUUCAUUCUCUCUCACCUCAUUCCCCAUUUCGUGCGACACAUUCCAUUCCCCUUUCUUUCAAUUCAAUCUCUCACCAUUCAACCUUCACCUCCAUGAACAAUUCAUUUACCAAAUCGCCAAAGCAAUUAAUGGAGUGAUGGGUCUAAAAUAACGACCUUGGAAUUGAAAAGGGUUCGUUGAGUAGAUGAUUGGUUGUGAAGGACUGUGGAGGGUUCUUAUGAAGAGUUCUGGAGCUACUGAGUUGAAUACCUUUUACCCUAUCAGAGAAGAAUGCCAAGCCGAUGUUCCAACCACUCAUUUUAAACCAAGGGCUGGGAAAACUCUAAGUUCAAGAAGAUGGCAUGCCUCAUUCUCCGAAGAUGGUCACUUGGAUAUCGCAAAAGUGCUGAGACGAAUUCAGCGCGGGGGUGUCCAUCCUUCAAUCAAAGGGGAAGUGUGGGAGUUCUUGCUAGGUUGCUAUGAUCCUAAUAGUACAUUUGAUGAACGGAAUGAGCUCAAGCAGCGUCGGAGGGGGCAGUAUGAUAUGUGGAAAGCUGAAUGUCAAAAGAUUGUCCCAGUCAUUGGUAGUGGAAAAUUUAUUACAACACCCCUCAUCGGUGAUGAUGGCCAGCCAACAACAGAUCCUUCUUUGGUAGCUGUCCAGACUUCAGAUAAGAAAGUUUUGCAGUGGAUGCAGUUAUUACAUCAGAUUGGUCUGGAUGUGGUUCGAACAGACCGAGCACUUGUCUUUUAUGAGACUGAAGCUAAUCAAGCAAAACUUUGGGAUGUUCUAGCAGUUUAUGCUUGGUUGGACAAUGAUAUUGGCUAUGUACAAGGAAUGAAUGAUAUUUGCUCACCGUUGGUUAUUCUUAUUGAGAAUGAAGCAGAUUGCUACUGGUGCUUUGACCGUGCAAUGCGAAGGAUGAGAGAGAACUUCAGGUGCAGUGCGAGUUCAAUGGGGGUGCAAUCUCAGUUGAGUACCCUCUCACAGAUAAUGAAAAUAGUUGACCCCAAGCUUCAUCAUCACCUUGAGGAUUUAGAUGGAGGAGAAUAUCUCUUUGCAUUUCGCAUGUUAAUGGUUCUUUUCCGAAGGGAAUUUUCUUUUGCAGAUACUCUGUACCUUUGGGAGUUGAUGUGGGGCAUGGAAUACAACCCAAACAUUUUCACAAAAUACGAGGAUCCAGAUGGUGCUAAAAAAGGCCCUUUACCUGCAAAUGACAAACUUUUGAAGCAAUAUGGAAAAUUUGAGAGAAAAAAUGUGAAGACUGGGCAUACAGAGGAAAAUAGUGCAUUGGCAGUUUUUCUUGUUGCAAGUGUUCUUGAGAUCAAGAAUAGGCGAAUUUUAAGCGAGGCCAAGGGUGUAGACGAUGUUGUCAAGAUCUUGGGUGACAUAACCUCCAAUCUUGAUGCAAAAAAAGCAUGCACUGAAGCACUGAAAAUUCAGAAAAAAUACCUCAGCAAGGCCAAGAAGCCAUGACAGAUACAACAAUAGAUUUUCUGUAACUAUCUGAUAGCAGCUGUGGUUACAUGAUCUUCUGAGGUUUCAAUUGUUCUCCACAGCCCAUUAUUUUCUUUCUUUUAUUUAUUUUUCACUUUCUUAGUGAUGGCAAGCUGUCCCCUGCUCUGCCCUUUUUGAUCAUUUGAAAUCAAAUUCUAAUCUUAUACUUUGAAAUAUACUUCAAUAUCAAUGUCAUGAAAUCUAGAGAACCAGAAAAUGUCAACUUUAGAUGCAAAAUCUAUUCAUUUGU
Molecule: messenger RNA, 1752 nt
Organism: Abrus precatorius (Indian licorice)
Lineage: Eukaryota; Viridiplantae; Streptophyta; Magnoliopsida; Fabales; Fabaceae
Product: TBC1 domain family member 15
Exons: 12
Coding region: 210-1481 (423 amino acids)
Biological process (GO): activation of GTPase activity
Molecular function (GO): GTPase activator activity
Source: RefSeq, a predicted model, not a curated record